Molecule: messenger RNA, 1356 nt
Organism: Dictyostelium discoideum AX4
Lineage: Eukaryota; Evosea; Eumycetozoa; Dictyosteliales; Dictyosteliaceae
Exons: 3
Coding region: 1-1356 (451 amino acids)
Cellular component (GO): extracellular region
Source: RefSeq, a predicted model, not a curated record
AUGAAAUUAAAAUUAAUUUUUUCUUUAUUUUUAGUAUUGGUUUUUUGUUCACUAUUCGUUUUUGGUGAUGAAAAUGAAACCGAAGGUCAAGAAAGUAGAAUUGAUUGUAGAUUAGUACGUUGUAUGGCUGCAAAUUGUACCGAAGGUCAAGUACCAUAUAAAAAGAAAGGUGAAUGUUGUGAAAGUUGUAUGUUAGAUUGUAGUUUGGUAGAUUGUUAUACUCCAAAAUGUAAAAAGGGUUACUAUUUGAAAAAACCAGAAGGUCAAUGUUGUCAAAUUUGUCAAAGAGAAUGCAGUGCAAUUCAAUGUGGAAUUCCAAAAUGUGCACCAGGAUAUAUUUCACAAGUACCAGUUGGUGAAUGUUGUCCAACAUGUGUAAAGAAACCAGUUAAUCCUUGUGCAUUAGUACUUUGUCCAAUUGUUGAUUGUAUGAUUGGAUGGGUCCCUUAUAAACCAGAGGGUGAAUGUUGCACAAAAUGUAAACAAGAUUGUACCACUGUAAAAUGUGCAAUGCCAGUAUGUGAAGAUGGUGCAACCCCAACAAAGAACCCAAAUGAGUGUUGCUACAAAUGUCCACCAGUAAAUUGUGCAGCUGUUCAAUGUCUUGUUCCAAAAUGUAAUGCCAACGAGUCACUUUACACUCCACCAGAGAGAUGUUGUCCAAUUUGUAGACCAAACCCAACAUUAGAUUGCACAAAUACUUUAUGUCCAAUAGUAGAUUGUAUGAUUGGAUGGGUACCUUAUAAACCAGAAGGUGAAUGUUGUGAUAGAUGUAAACAAGACUGCACCCUUGUAAAAUGUGCCAUGCCAGUAUGUGAAGAUGGUUCCAAACCAAUCAAAAACCCAAAUGAAUGUUGCUACAAAUGUCCAGCAGUUGAUUGCAGUACCGUUAGAUGUAUGAGACCAUUGUGUAAUGAAAAUGAACAUCUUUACACACCACCAGGAAAAUGUUGUCCAAUUUGUAGACCAAAUCCAAAUUGCACCGACGCCAUAUGUCCAGCAUGUGUAGGUCACAUUGAACCAGGUCAAUGUUGUCCAACUUGUGAUACAAUUCCAGUUGGACCAGAUUGUACCACUGUAAAAUGUGCCAUGCCAGUUUGUGAAGAUGGUGCAAAACCAACAAAGAAUCCAAAUGAGUGUUGCUACAAAUGUCCACCAGUAAAUUGUGCAGCUGUUCAAUGUCCUGUUCCAAAAUGUAAUGCCAACGAGUCACUUUACACUCCACCAGAGAGAUGUUGUCCAAUUUGUAGACCAAACCCAGAUUGUACUGGAAUUAUGUGCCCAGAAUGUGUUGGUACAAAAUUACCAGGUCAAUGUUGCCCAACAUGUGACUCUAUACCAGUUGAAAUGGCUUAA